Messenger RNA from Astyanax mexicanus (Mexican tetra), 1710 nucleotides. Its product is annotated as GATA zinc finger domain-containing protein 14-like. Bases 1 to 1596 code for a protein of 531 amino acids. The transcript is spliced from 3 exons. NCBI's taxonomy places the organism in Eukaryota, Metazoa, Chordata, Actinopteri, Characiformes, Acestrorhamphidae. The record is from RefSeq and is a predicted model, not a curated record.
AUGGUAUUUGCCUAUAAGAACAGCAACAACUGCUACACCAGCAACUACCACAAUUGCUACACCAGCAACUACCACAACUUCUACACCAGCAACUACCACAACAUCUACACCAGCAACUACCACAACGUUUACACAAGUAACUACCACAACUUCUACACCAGCAACUACCACAACAUCUACACCAGCAACUACCACAACGUUUACACAAGUAACUACCACAACUGCUACACCAGCAACUACCACAACUGCUACACCAGCAACUACCACAACUGCUACACCAGCAACUACCACAACGUCUACACCAGCAACUACCACAAUUGCUACAACAGCAACUCCCACAACGUCUGCACCAGCAACUACCACAACGUCUGCACCAGCAAUUACCACAACUUCUACACCAGCAACUACCACAACUUCUACACCAGCAACUACCACAACUUCUACACCAGCAACUACCACAACUGCUACACCAGCAACUACCACAACUUCUACACCAGCAACCACUGCAACUGCUACACCAGCAACUACCACAAGUGCUACACCAGCAACUACCACAACUGCUACACCAGCAACUACCACAACUGCUACACCAGCAACUACCACAACUUCUACACCAGCAACUACCAAAACUGCUACACCAACAACUACCACAACGUCUACACCAGCAACUACCACAACUACUACACCAGCAACUACCACAACUUCUACACCAGCAACUACCACAACUGCUACACCAACAACUACCACAACUUCUACACCAGCAACUACCACAACUGCUACACCAGCAACUACCACAACUUCUACACCAGCAACUACCAAAACUGCUACACCAGCAACUACCACAACUUCUACACAAGCAACUACCACAAUUGCUACAACAGCAACUCCCACAACGUCUGCACCAGCAACUACCACAACGUCUGGACCAGCAAUUACCACAACUGCUACACCAGCAACUACCACAACUUCUACACCAGCAACUACCACAACUGCUACACCAGCAACUACCACAACUUCUACACCAGCAACUACCACAACUUCUACACCAGCAACUACCACAACUGCUACACCAGCAACUACCACAACUUCUACACCAGCAACCACUGCAACUGCUACACCAGCAACUACCACAACUGCUACACCAGCAACUACCACAACUGCUACACCAGCAACUACCACAACUUCUACACCAGCAACUACCAAAUCUGCUACACCAACAACUACCACAACGUCUACACCAGCAACUACCACAACUACUACACCAGCAACUACCACAACUUCUACACCAGCAACUACCACAACUGCUACACCAGCAACUACCACAACUGCUACACCAGCAACUACCACAACUUCUACACCAGCAACUACCAAAACUGCUACACCAGCAACUACCACAACUACUACUACAACAACUUCUACUCCAACAACUACUACAACCACUUCUACUCCAACAACUACUACAACAACCACUACAAAUCCUCCAAUAACAACAAUUACAACUACAAUAGCAAUAACGACACCUGCACCAACUCGCCCUCCUCCAGCCAUUGGCCUGCAGCUUGUAAUCCAGAUAGUGUAUACUGUGGCCCUGAGUAACCCUGAGAGUAAGGAGUUCCAGGCUCUGGCUGUUACAGUGGCGGCAUCAUUUGAUGUCGUCUACAAAAAGAAAUAUGGGGGUCUCUUCAUCAGGACCGUUGUGCUAUCUUUCUC